AUGUCGGCAACUAAUCGGCCUUUGAUUGAUGAAGAUGGAAUAUCGGAAGCAACCGAGGAGGAGCUCAAAGAAUUUGAUGAACUCAUUAAGAAAUAUGCCCGUGACAAAGCACGAGUUUCAGCGGAACAACGAAAAAAAUUACUGUCAUAUGAGCGUGAACACCGCGAAAUGGAACAGAGAGCUCUUGAAUGGAAUGCAUAUUGGGAGCGACGAAAAAAAGAUGAUCGGGAUUUAUGGAGAGAUAAAGAUUUCGCCAAUGCAGUCGAUAAGAUGAGUCGAGCUGGAUACAAAGGAAAACAUGGAGAUUUUGAUGUACCUGAAGAAGAAAUGAUCAAACUUGAAGCUCUCUACAUGCAAGUGACUCUUGGAAAUUAUGACGGAAACAAUUCAUUGAGAUGUGUUGAGGAAUGGAAAAAACAAUCAGGAAAAUCCUGUGUCGAGGCUCAAAGAGAUUUCAUUAAACACUCGAAUUGGUGUCUGACUCGUUGGGGUUGGAAUCCUCCUCCUGGUUGGCGG
Messenger RNA from Mesorhabditis belari, 516 nucleotides. The record is from the annotation of a GenBank genome assembly. Lineage: Eukaryota; Metazoa; Nematoda; Chromadorea; Rhabditida; Rhabditidae.